Messenger RNA from Blumeria graminis f. sp. triticale, 1980 nucleotides. The record is from the annotation of a GenBank genome assembly. Lineage: Eukaryota; Fungi; Ascomycota; Leotiomycetes; Helotiales; Erysiphaceae.
AUGGCUUACCACGUCAACGUCCGUACAUCAAUCACGCAGCCAGCAUCAGUUCAUCGUACAUUAAACCCUCAUGUGGCUCAGUCAGACGCUGGCGACGCUGGAAGUAUCAUUUCAUCGCGAAUGACAGAUAUCAUGCCAGACGAUGAACGAGGAGUCUCAUCCGAAUUCGGGAGAGUUUCGAGAAAAGGAAAAUCUACUCGACGAAGCCUACAGCGUGCAAAUUCGAGGCCAGGAACUGGAAUCUCUCAGCGUAGUAUUAGAUUUCAAGUACCAGCCUCCCGAAGAGCUCUUUCAACAUCCCAUGCAUCACGGCAAGGAAGUUUAUCCAGUAGCAGACCUCCUAGCUCCGCAAGCAGGACGCAUGUGCCAUCUCUUGCUUCUCACGCCUUUUUUCGACCUAUGUCUUCGCAGAGACUACAAGCACAGCGAGGUGGGCCGCGACCAGCGACAAAUUCAAAUAACCAAGGGACAGGGAGUCGAAAUGGUCCGUUAUCCGGGAAUUCUGCCGCGGCAAGAAGGGAUAGCAUCAUGUCAGAGUGCGCAUUGUCAGGGAAUCCCGAAACUCUUGAAGAGAUAUCAUUACAGCGGACACUAUCCAGAGGAACAGAGAUGACUGAUCCGGAAUUAACGAGUACACACAAUGUUAAUGUGCAUCAAAUCAGGAGAUUACCAGAAAAUGAGAAACCGUCGCUAAUCCACCAUGGCGAUCUACCAAGACUCGACUGUGUUGCCAAUACAAAACCGAAGAAUAUCGCAUCUGUGAAUUCCCCAGUUAUUAAUUCGCAUAACUUUCGUACCCCCUUCAACCUGUCCUCUCGGGUACCAGGCGCUGGUAAUCAUAAUUCCGAUCGAAGCACCCAUGGCCGUGAGAAACUAUCCUCCAACGCUUCAUCUCCUGGAAAAGUUUGUCAAAAUACAUUCCGAAAAUCCCAGGAUCUUGGUAGGAAUUGGGAAUAUUUCCCAGGAAACACGGUUUUCUGGGCAAGAGGUCGUCUGCAAAAUACUCGACAUAGACCUAUCAAUAUUGCGACUGGCAGUUUUGUCGUAGUACCUAGCACUCUUUUCUUUUUCUUCUCAGCGCCUUGGUUGUGGCACAAUAUCUCGCCUGCAAUACCAAUUGCAUUUGGAUACAUGACAUACCUCUGCUUAUCUUCUUUUCUUCAUGCCUCAUUUUCAAACCCGGGCAUACUUCCCAGAAAUCUCCACCUAAUGCCGCCAUCGGAUGAAAAUGAAGAUCCCCUACGCCUAGCCCCACCCAUGAACGAUUGGACCAUGGUUAAAUCGACCCAAUCAGAUACUGCUGCCAUGGAAGUGCCCAUAAAGUAUUGUAAGACUUGCAACAUUUGGCGUCCCCCACGGGGCCAUCAUUGUCGGAUUUGUGAUAGCUGUAUUGAAACUCAGGACCAUCAUUGUGUAUGGCUUAAUAAUUGCGUCGGUCGACGAAACUACCGCUACUUUUUCACAUUUGUCACCACCUGUUUCAUGCUCGGUCUCUUCCUUUCUGGGGCUAGCCUCGCUCAAAUCAUCGUCCACAUGAAUAUGGAAGAGGUAACGUUUGCAAAAGCUAUAAAACAAUUCAAAAUUCCCUUCGUCAUGAUUAUUUAUGGGCUAAUAGCCUUCCCAUACCCAGCAGCAUUAACAGGCUAUCAUCUCUUUCUCAUGGGCCGAGGCGAAACUACUAGAGAAUACCUCAACUCGCAUAAAUUUCUGAAAAAAGAUCGACAUCGGCCCUUUAACCAAGGAAAUUUCAUCAAGAACUGGUUAGUUGUAUUAUGCCGACCGCGACCACCAACAUAUCUCAGUUUCAAGGAGAAAUAUGAACUCGGUGAUCAGCGCUUCGGGCAGACUAGAGAUAAGAAGAGGGCACUUUCACUAUCGAAAGACCAAAAUAGCGUUGGCGCUUCUAUGGAGAUGCAUAAUGUUUCUACGUUUACACCUACCACUACAUCUAUUCAAGGCAACCAUGCGAUACGGCAGUGA